Molecule: messenger RNA, 373 nt
Organism: Acanthoscelides obtectus
Lineage: Eukaryota; Metazoa; Arthropoda; Insecta; Coleoptera; Chrysomelidae
Source: the annotation of a GenBank genome assembly
AUGAAUAGGCUACCCAAUUUUGUCUUGCCUUUCUGUGCUCACGCCGAUUCAUGUCUUUUACACACUUCCGUUGUCCUUUUUCCUUUUUCUUUAGAUAUUUUUAAUUUUUUCCAAUCACAAAAUACAUUGGUAUUAUGUUCAAAACUAUGCAUCACGCAGUAUGAUCAUCAGUACCUAGAUGUGACGUCAGGCCCUAGUCACUAUUACGACUAGGGCCUGACGGUCUACGGUCUGACGAAAAGAAACACAAUCAAAUGAAAGCUAUUAUUUAAAAUCAACAUUAAAACCAAUAGGCGGUCAAAAUAACAAAGCAGACCUAGCUCAUAUAUUCAAUAAGUAAUGAGAUCAAUUAGUAAUUAAAGUUUGGCAAACG